AUGUUGAAGCCAGCAUUGCCACUCAGAUCCUUCUUAUUUCUGCAGCUGCCUCUGCUGGGGGUGGGGCUGAACCCAAAGGUCCUCACGCCCAACGGGAAUGGAGACACCACAGCUGACUUCUUCCUGACCUCUACGCCUCCUAGGUCCCUCAGUGUUUCCACUCUGCCUCUCCCAGAGGUUCAGUGUUUUGUGUUCAAUGUUGAGUACAUGAAUUGCACUUGGGACAGCAGCUCUGAGCCCCAGCCUACCAACCUGACUCUGCGCUAUUGGUACAAGAACUCUGGUAAUGAUAAAGUCCAGGAGUGUGGCCACUACCUAUUCUCUGAAGAGAUCACUUCUGGCUGUUGGUUGCAAAAAAAGGAGAUCCAUCUCUACCAAACAUUUGUUGUCCAGCUCCAGGACCCACGGGAACACAGGAGGCAGGCCACAAGGAUGCUAAAACUGCAGAAUUUGGUGAUCCCCUGGGCUCCGGAGAAUCUAACACUUCACAACCUGAGUGAAUCUCAGCUAGAACUGAGCUGGGACAACAGAUACGUGGCCCACUGUUUGGAGCACCUGGUGCAGUACCGAAGUGACCGGGACCACAGCUGGACUGAGCAAACAGUGGAUCACAGACAUAGCUUCUCCCUGCCUAGCGUGGAUGUGCAGAAACUCUAUACGUUCCGUGUUCGGAGCCGCUUUAAUCCGCUAUGUGGAAGUGCUCAGCACUGGAGUGAAUGGAGCCACCCAAUCCACUGGGGAAGCAAUACUUCAAAGGAGAAUCCUUUGUUUGCUUUGGAAGCUGUGCUUAUCCCCAUUGGCUCCAUGGGAUUGAUUAUUAGCCUCAUCUGUGUGUAUUGCUGGCUGGAACGAAUGAUGCCCCGAAUUCCCACUCUCAAGAACCUAGAGGAUCUGGUUACUGAAUACCAUGGGAACUUUUCGGCCUGGAGUGGCGUGUCUAAGGGAUUGGCGGAGAGUCUGCAGCCAGACUACAGUGAACGGCUCUGCCACGUCAGUGAGAUUCCCCCAAAAGGAGGGGAAGGGCCUGGAGGCUCUCCUGGCAGCCAGCAUAGCCCCCACUGCACCCCCCUAUAUUACACCCUGAAGCCUGAAAUCUGA
This is a messenger RNA of Cynocephalus volans (Philippine flying lemur), 1098 nucleotides long. It is a transcript of the gene IL2RG, whose product is annotated as interleukin 2 receptor subunit gamma. Bases 1 to 1098 code for a protein of 365 amino acids. The record is from RefSeq and is a predicted model, not a curated record. Gene Ontology annotation, biological process: cytokine-mediated signaling pathway. Gene Ontology annotation, cellular component: external side of plasma membrane; membrane. The transcript is spliced from 8 exons. Gene Ontology annotation, molecular function: protein binding; cytokine receptor activity. NCBI's taxonomy places the organism in Eukaryota, Metazoa, Chordata, Mammalia, Dermoptera, Cynocephalidae.